Vitis riparia (riverbank grape) is the source of this 2233-nucleotide messenger RNA. RefSeq names its product aldehyde dehydrogenase 22A1. The record is from RefSeq and is a predicted model, not a curated record. Gene Ontology annotation, biological process: aldehyde metabolic process. The transcript is spliced from 14 exons. Lineage: Eukaryota; Viridiplantae; Streptophyta; Magnoliopsida; Vitales; Vitaceae. Gene Ontology annotation, molecular function: aldehyde dehydrogenase (NAD+) activity. The coding region runs from base 181 to 1962 and encodes 593 amino acids.
AAAAAGCAGAGAGAGCGAAUUUUUGUUGUUCCUGUUUCGGUCGUUUUCUUUGUUUUCUUUACACGCUCACUCUUCCGAGCAUUUUUUCUGAGAAUGUGGUGUUGCGAUCCUUCGAAACCCUAGGGGUUGGGUUGGGGUCGGUUCUCUGAGAUCGAGGGUGAGACAGAGUCUGCAAAUAGAAUGGCGUUCUGGUGGCCUUUGCUCGUUCUCGGAUUUGCUUUCGCUCUCUGUAGAUUCCUCUUGAUGCUCAUUCCGCCCAAUGUACCUUCCAUUGAUGUAGACGCUUCUGAUGUGUUGGACGAUGGAAAGACCAAGGGGAACUCUUACAUCUAUGUACCUUCAAGGGGAAGGACACCUGAGAAAGUUCAGUGUUAUGAGCCUGCAACGAUGAAAUACUUGGGAUUCUGCCCUGCUUUGCGACCUGAUGAGGUAAGAGAACAUGUGGCACAGGCAAGGAAGGCUCAGAAAAUAUGGGCUCGGAGUAGCUUCAAGCAAAGACGACAAUUUCUACGGAUACUUCUCAAAUAUAUUAUCGAACAUCAAGAGCUUAUAUGCGAGAUCUCAUCACGUGAUACUGGAAAAACAAUGGUUGAUGCUUCUUUGGGAGAAAUAAUGACAACUUGUGAGAAGAUCACCUGGCUUCUUUCAGAGGGUGAGAGGUGGUUAAAGCCUGAAUACCGGUCUACUGGAAGGUCAAUGCUUCACAAGACAGCCAAAGUGGAAUUUCAUCCCCUUGGUGUGAUUGGUGCCAUUGUCUCAUGGAACUAUCCAUUUCAUAAUAUCUUUAACCCAAUGCUGGCAGCAGUCUUUUCAGGAAAUGGUGUUGUGAUAAAGGUUUCAGAACAUGCUAGUUGGUCUGGAUGUUUCUAUUUGCGAAUAAUCCAGGCAGCCCUGGCUGCUGUUGGAGCUCCUGAAAAUCUGGUUGAUGUAAUAACAGGGUUUGCUGAAACAGGAGAAGCACUAGUGUCUUCAGUUGACAAGAUCAUAUUUGUUGGAUCACCUGGUGUGGGUAAAACGAUAAUGAGAAAUGCUUCUGAUACACUGAUCCCAGUAACACUUGAGCUUGGUGGAAAAGAUGCAUUUAUUGUGUGUGAAGAUGUAGACGUGCCUCAUGUUGCACAAAUUGCUGUUAGGGCUGCACUUCAAUCUAGUGGACAGAACUGUGCUGGGGCUGAGAGAUUUUAUGUUCAUCAGGACAUUUAUUCUAAAUUUGUUGCUGAAGUAGUCCGAAUUGUAAAAUCCGUUACUGCUGGCCCUCCACUUUCCGGAAAGUAUGACAUGGGAGCCAUAUGUAUGCAAGAGCAUUCUGAAAAGCUUCAAAACCUUGUUAAUGAAGCAUUAGACAAAGGAGCAGAAUUUGCUGGUCGUGGAAGUUUUGGCAAUUUAGGUGAAGAUGCAGUGGAUCAAUUCUUUCCUCCCACUGUGCUUGUAAAUGUAAACCACUCAAUGCAGUUGAUGCAAGAAGAGGCAUUUGGACCCAUAUUACCUAUAAUGAAAUUUAGCUCUGAUGAAGAGGUUGUCAAACUUGCAAAUGAUUCAAGAUAUGGGCUUGGGUGUGCAGUGUUUUCUGGCAGUCAGCGCCGCGCCAAAGCAAUUGCCUCUCAGAUACACUGUGGAAUGGCUGCCAUCAAUGACUUUGCAUCAACUUACAUGUGCCAGUCUUUGCCAUUUGGAGGUGUCAAAGACAGUGGAUUUGGAAGAUUUGCUGGCAUAGAAGGAUUGCGAGCUUGCUGUCUCGUAAAAUCGGUUGUGGAGGACAGGUGGUGGCCAUUCAUCAAAACUAAGAUUCCCAAGCCUAUUCAGUAUCCUGUAGCGGACAAUGGUUUUGAGUUCCAGGAGUCACUUGUAGAGGCGCUUUAUGGCUUGAAUGUGUGGGAUCGUUUACGAGCAUUGGUCCAUGUCCUAAAGAUGCUUACAGAACAGAACACCCCUAGCAACAGCACCAAGAGAAAAAAUGACUGAGCAUGAGGCCCAAGAGUCAAGACUAAAUCACAUCUAGGGUUUUUGACUCACUAUUUAGUCAUCCUAAUGGACUGUUAUUCUCAACUUUGUGCUUGAUUUUUGUCAAUUACCAGGGAUUACAUCAUCUUCAUCUGAAGGCAUCCAGGCUGAAGGUGCUCAUGCUGCAUAACCUUUGAAUCCUCUUGCACAAGGAAACCUUCAAUGUGAAUGAAUGAGGAAAAUAAUUAAGAAUUUUUUAUUAAAUGGACAUAGGUAGUUGUUUAUUUUCGUU